GCGCCAUGUGUGUUCAUUUGUCACAUGUCGGCGUGGCUGCGCGUAUAUAAGCGACACCUGUAGCGGUUAACAGUCCUGUGUGUAACCAUGGCGACCUACACUUUCACCUUCCUGUGCGCCUUGGGCGUCUUCGCUGCCUCGGCAUUUGGCUCCAGACUGGUGAGCGCCGGAGGAUCCUCCACAGAGUUCUCCAAAGUCCCAGUUAACGCGAAUCACAUUGUGAACAAGCACAACGCCCUGAGAAGAGGUGUGCAGCCAACUGCCAGCAACAUGUUGGAAAUGAGCUGGAGCAGCGAGGCCGCGGCCAACGCUCAGAAAUGGGCCAACAGCUGCUCCAUGAACCACAGCCCCGCCAGCUCCAGAGAGAUCAGCACUAGCGGCUGUGGAGAGAACCUGUACAUGUCCAGCUUUGAGAACACCUGGGAGAACGCUAUCCAGAGCUGGUACGACGAGGUGAAGGACUAUCGCUACGGAGUGGGAUCUACCAAUGGAGGAGUGAUCGGACACUACACACAGGUUGUUUGGUACCGGUCCAACAAGGUUGGCUGUGGUGUGGCCAUCUGCCCCAACGCUAGUUACAAGUACUUCUACGUCUGCCAAUACUGCCCAGCUGGAAACUCCGAUAUGGAUCACCCCUACCAAUCAGGACCAACCUGUGGUGACUGCCCCAACGCAUGCGACAAGAAACUGUGCACCAACCCCUGUCCCUACGCUGACAAGUACAGUAACUGUGCUGACCUGAAGAAGCAGUGGACCUGCUCCAGCAGCGACGUGUCCUCUUGGUGCCCCGCCUCCUGCAAGUGCACGACCCAGAUCAUUUAAAUGCCACAUGUGGACACAUGGGCUCUGACUCAUCAGUCAGCUUCAAUAAAACAUACGCAUCUCUAAA
Molecule: messenger RNA, 889 nt
Organism: Sebastes umbrosus (honeycomb rockfish)
Lineage: Eukaryota; Metazoa; Chordata; Actinopteri; Perciformes; Sebastidae
Product: cysteine-rich venom protein TEL1-like
Exons: 7
Coding region: 88-822 (244 amino acids)
Cellular component (GO): extracellular region
Source: RefSeq, a predicted model, not a curated record